ACCCUCCCUCCUCACUUUCUCUAUCCUCCCUGGAGCAGUAGUAAAUGAUAGUUUGCGCAGGCGGAACAUCGCGCACCCUAAAGAAAAGUCAAGCCAAAUACCGCGAAGGUAAAGGAGCUGCGCAUCUUAGCCUCCCCCCAUCCCAUCGAUCAACCUCGUUUCCUCCCCUCCCAUUCGGUGUACGUGUUGCAUGUGGUAGGGUGUUCGGAUCGAUUCUCCAAUGGCUGCUCCACCUGCAAGGGCUAGAGCUGAUUACGAUUACCUCGUCAAGCUCCUCCUGAUCGGAGAUAGCGGUGUGGGCAAGAGUUGCCUUCUUUUGCGUUUCUCAGAUGGUUCCUUUACAACCAGUUUUAUCACCACCAUUGGCAUUGACUUCAAGAUAAGGACCAUUGAGCUUGAUGGCAAAAGGAUUAAGCUUCAAAUCUGGGAUACCGCUGGUCAGGAACGGUUCCGAACAAUCACCACAGCUUACUAUCGCGGAGCCAUGGGUAUUUUACUGGUGUAUGACGUUACAGAUGAAUCAUCUUUCAACAACAUUCGAAACUGGAUUCGGAACAUUGAACAGCAUGCGUCGGACAAUGUCAACAAGAUACUAGUAGGAAACAAGGCUGACAUGGACGAGAGCAAAAGGGCUGUGCCAACGUCUAAGGGCCAGGCACUUGCUGAUGAAUAUGGCAUUAAAUUCUUUGAAACUAGUGCAAAGACAAAUCUCAACGUUGAACAAGUGUUCUUCUCAAUAGCAAGGGAUAUAAAACAAAGGCUUGCUGACACCGACUCCAGGGCAGAGCCUCAGACGAUCAGAAUCAAUCAACCAGACACGGGAGCUGGGGCUGGUCAAGUUGCGCAAAAAUCGGCUUGCUGUGGUUCUUAAAGGAGCGAGAUAGGAAUCAUGGCACAAUUUGGACGCUACUCUUUGGAGAAGAGACAGAAGACACCAAUUGUGAUGACCACCGUGAUGGGUGGUUGUAAUUUUUCUAAAUGUCAAUUCUUUCUAAACUUGGUUGCUGUGUGUGAAAGAUACGACCUUAUUACUGCAGAAAAUUUUCCUUUUCUUUUGUUUAUGUUAAGGUUGCCGAUACUUUCUUUUAUUUUUCCCAACUACUUUAACUCUUUUGCUUGGAAUGUGACCAUACAUGUUUACAUUA
Messenger RNA from Rhododendron vialii, 1145 nucleotides. RefSeq names its product ras-related protein RABE1c-like. The record is from RefSeq and is a predicted model, not a curated record. Gene Ontology annotation, molecular function: GTP binding; GTPase activity. Gene Ontology annotation, cellular component: plasma membrane. Lineage: Eukaryota; Viridiplantae; Streptophyta; Magnoliopsida; Ericales; Ericaceae. The coding region runs from base 221 to 871 and encodes 216 amino acids. The transcript has 9 exons. Gene Ontology annotation, biological process: regulation of exocytosis; protein secretion.